GAGGAAUCACCCAAUAGUCAAUCCAAAAAUUAUUUUACCCUCAUUAUUAAGUGGAGCAAUUUGGGGCUGUGGAAUGAUGUGUUUGUUCCUUUCAAACGAUUUACUUACCCAAACAGUUUCAUACCCAAUAUUAAUUACUAUUCCCGGUUGUGUUGCUUCUGUUUGGAGUAUUUUUUAUUUUAAAGAAAUACCUUUGAAUCGAAAGAAUUUAUAUAUUAUUUUACUUUCAUUUACUUUAAUUUUUGUUGGUGCUUUACUUGUUUUUGUUUCAAAGAGAAGAGUUAAUUUAUAA
Molecule: messenger RNA, 292 nt
Organism: Meloidogyne enterolobii
Lineage: Eukaryota; Metazoa; Nematoda; Chromadorea; Rhabditida; Meloidogynidae
Source: the annotation of a GenBank genome assembly